UGUGCACACAGUCCAGUUUUGCAGUGCUAGAUUUGUCUGUCUGGAAAACUUAACCUUAACCAGGAACUGGGAGAUAGAUAUGGAGAUUAAAAGAACAACGUUAGCAAGCUAUCUUGCUACUUUUUUUUCUAAUUCGUAGUUACAGUUACUGAUCGCUCAGAGGAACUGGCUAUUCACCAUUGUUAUUGGUCGCACGCAAACGAUAAAGAGCUAGUCUAAAGAAUAAGGAGUCAGCUAACGAUCACAAUUCGGCAUUUCCGUUAUGGUACAGCCAUGGAAAUGAAAGCUUUGAACAAGACAAGUUUAUGUUUGUUACGAUUGGCUAGUUCCGUAGCUAUGUUAGCUAGCUGCAAAAGAAACGAAAGCGAAAUAAGAAAUUGUUGUUGAGCGCUGAGCUGCCAAUUUUCACAUUCAUUCUUUGUCCGUCUCUGCUGCUGUAUGCGGUUAAGUGAGUGAGUGCAGUAACUUAGUUUGGAUAUUUUUUCCACAGCAUAAAAAGUCUACCAGCUAUCUCUUUGCCUGCUUACAGUCUGUCCCGACUUGAUAUCGUCAUUGUGCUUUUGUGGAGCUGUUCCAAGGUUCAUGUUUCAGACCAUGUCUGAGGAAAGCACCCAGUUCUGCGCCAACUGCAAGCGUGAUAUCCCAGAGGCCAAUUUCACCACUCAUGAGAUCCACUGCCGUCGCAACAUUGCGCUGUGCGAUCAGUGCCAGGAGCCGGUUCCUCGGGCGGAUCUACUGCAGCACAAGGAACAGGAGCACGCACAGGUGCAAUGCAAAUGCGGGUUGAAAAUGGAGAGGAACACCUUGGAGACGCACCAGCGCUCCGAGUGCAGCCAGCGGCUGGUGGCGUGCCAGUACUGCGAGCUGGAGCUGCUGUGCAGCCAGGCCCGGGACCACGAGGCCUACUGCGGGACCCGGACCGAGCCCUGCCCCUCCUGCCGCUGCAACGUCAUGCUGCGCGAGCAGGCGGUGCACCCGGCCUUCUGCGGGACCCAGCCGCCGCCCCAGGAGAGGAACAACGCGCGCCCCGCGCGCGGGCCCCCGGAGCGCCUGGCCCCCGAGGCCUGGUUCGAGGCCCACUCCAUCCAGAACCUGCUGAAGGCGCAGCAGGGCGGCCAGAACUGCGCGGCCCCCGAGCGCAGGGCGCUCCCCCGGCCACUGGAGGGCAGGGUGCACAACAGCACCCGGGCGGCGGGGCUGGAGGGCCGGAGGAACACCGCGCCCAGGAACACCGACCUCAACCGCUUCAUGGAGCGAGAGCCGGAACUGGGCAACAAUAACAACAGUAUGUCCUGGCCUGGCCUCUCCCCGGGAGAAGACCACUCCAGCCUGGACUACCUGCUGGCCCUCAGCCUCCAGAACGACGGCGAUGUGGGGGAUCACCUGGGCAACCAGGGAGGCUUCUGGCACGACGGCUGGGUGGAUAGCGCGGGCUCCACCCACAGUGCACUUCUGCCCUCGCUCCUCUCUCAGCUGACCCAUCCCAACAACAACUACCGCAACCUGGCCCCCGAAAACAACACCCCGCCCGGCCCUAGUCCGUCAGACACCAUGCUGCCCUGUGAGUUCUGCGAGGAGCUAUUUCCUGAGGAGGACCUGAUUCUCCACCAGACCAGCUGCAGCCCUGCCACUGCCUUCGCGUCCUUCAGCAAGCGCGCCCCCUCCCCGCCGUUCGAGGACGCGGCCCCCCACGCCGGGGGGGGCUUCCUGUACACCCCCCCGGGCAGCCCCAGCCCCCCCACCCUGCCGCGCUCUGCCUCCCCGCUGUCCUGCAGUCCGCCCUCCGCCGCAGCAGAGGGCGCUGUGAUGAUCCCCUGUGAGUUCUGCGGAGUCACCCUGGAGGAGGAUGUCGUGUUCCACCAUCAGGAUAAGUGUGACCUCCGACCCCAUGCUGCUUUUCCACUGGAUAAGCUGACACCUGACAAGCCCAUGUUUCCUGCCAACGCGGCCAAUGAGAAGCACUCUCCCGUGCUGCAGAGGAGAGUGAGACACCAAGGGGAGCCGGGGGAGGAGGACGCGGAGCCGGCCGGGGAGAGCCCCUCUCUGCACGGGCCGAUCGGGAGGCCCCGGGCGGGGUCGGGGAAGGAGCCCUGGAGGCCCCGGCCCCGCGACGCCCUCUCCUCUCCGGUGAAGAACACCAACGUGGACGCCCAGGCCCGCGCCGGGCCCUACCGCUGGAGGGAGGGCGGGGCCGCCCGGGGGUCACGUGACCUGCUCCUGGACGACGGCCACAAGCCCAGCGCCACAGUGACCGCGGGAGCAAGAGUGGAGGGUCGGAGGAACCAGAGGAAUCCAGUGACGUCAAAGGUACUCGUGCUGUUCUGUUCUCUUUUCCAUGUGUUCCUCGUUCCGCGUGGUCCUCGUUUCGUGUGUUUCUUCUUCUUUCAUUAUUGGUGUUCUUAAUUGUUUUGCUAACCUUUAAAAAUGUGCCUCAAUUUUGAACGGAAGACCCAGGCGACCAAAGUGCGGAACACGGAGACGGAGGAGGAAUGAGGGAGGAGCCAUCGACGCCCCUCCCCCACCUGUGCCACACACAUUGACCUUUGACCCGCCUGUGUGCGUGCGCAUGUGUGUAUGUGCGUACGUGUGUAUAUGUACAUGUGUGUGUAUACGUGCACGUGUGUGCAUGCGUGCGUGCGUAUAUGUGCGUGUACAUGCGUGUGUAUUCGUGCACAUGCGUGCGUGCGUGUACGUGCAUGUAUACGUGUGUGUACGUGCGUGUAUACGUGUGUGUACGUGCGUGUGUAUACGUGCGUGUGUGUAUAUGUGUGUACAUGUGUGUGUAUAGAUGCGUGUGUGUACAUGCGUGUGUACGUGCGUGUGUGUGUACGUACGCAUGUGUGUACGUGCGUGUGUAUACGUGCGUGUAUACGUGCGUGUGUGUACGUGCGUGUGUAUACAUGCGUGUGUAUACGUGCGUUUGUGUACGUGCGUGUGUGUGUAUGUAUGUGUCUGUGUCCGUGUGCUGAGUCUCAACCUUCUGCUUCAGUCGAAUUGCUUCCUUUUAUAUCCUAGAAACGUUUUUUUCUAACUGUGAUUCCUAACUUGUUGAAAUUAUCUGUUUUGUAUUACAUUUUUGUGUUGCAGACUAUAUAUACAUUACAAUGUAGAAGUAAAGAGAUUUAAUAUACUAUUAAACAUGUAUAAAAUGCUAUGUGUGAUUUUACAAAGUUCAUAUCAAUUGUAUUCUUUACGGGCAACAUCUGAUCAUUAAAACACUUUGGAAUACAA
Conger conger (European conger) is the source of this 3231-nucleotide messenger RNA. RefSeq names its product TRAF-type zinc finger domain containing 1 (gene trafd1). The transcript has 11 exons. The record is from RefSeq and is a predicted model, not a curated record. Gene Ontology annotation, molecular function: zinc ion binding. NCBI's taxonomy places the organism in Eukaryota, Metazoa, Chordata, Actinopteri, Anguilliformes, Congridae. Bases 583 to 2403 code for a protein of 606 amino acids.